Messenger RNA from Centropristis striata (black sea bass), 3421 nucleotides. Its product is annotated as protocadherin gamma-A11-like. Gene Ontology annotation, cellular component: plasma membrane. The record is from RefSeq and is a predicted model, not a curated record. The coding region runs from base 377 to 2830 and encodes 817 amino acids. Lineage: Eukaryota; Metazoa; Chordata; Actinopteri; Perciformes; Serranidae. Gene Ontology annotation, biological process: homophilic cell-cell adhesion. Gene Ontology annotation, molecular function: calcium ion binding. The transcript has a single exon.
GACAAGUAUUAGAUUUAGAUAUCAUAAACGUGUUUUAUUGGCGAUUAGGCCAUUACUGUGGAGAUUGUCAUCCGAAUCACUAAUCUCUGAAGUUGGAUGUCUGGUUAUACGAGUUUCAUACUGUUUUUUAGCCUCUGAGUGACGCUGUUGCCUGGUAAAUCAAAUGUACCGUGCAGUGUGAUGCAGUGCUGCUCCCUCCCCUGCCACUGCAUUAUACAACAGGAUAUGAUCUGUGUUUAAUACGAGCUGAGGGUCGUCGGAGAUGCAGUUGGUUUACACUUUUUACGCUAUUCCAAAUUAACCCGGAAUGUACGCGUUUCCUCAGUGAAUUGACAUCUUCAUUCCAUUGCUUGGGUAGCUUCUGGACCCUGUUUAAAUGGCAUUUAAAGAGAAUCUUCGAGAGGGAGGCGUAAAAUGGCGAUUGUUUGGACGAUUACGAGGGGCAGUGUAUCUCUUUAUUUUUCAAUUCAUUUUUCUGAAUCGAGCGGUGGCACAGAUCCGAUAUUCCAUCCCAGAAGAGAUGAGAAAAGGAUCUAUUGUUGGUAACGUCGCACAGGACCUUGGUUUGGACCUGAAAAGGCUCCGUUCUGGUCGGGCCCGUAUCGUGACCGGAGAAAACAUCCAGUACACCGAGCUGAAGGCAGACAAAGGGAUUCUAGUCGUGAACGAGAGAAUAGACCGAGAGCAGCUUUGUGGAGACGUAACGCCAUGUAGCUUUGCCUUUGAGAUUUUAUUGGAAACACCAAUGGAGUUGCACACUGUGACUAUAGAAGUAUUGGACGUAAACGACAAUGCUCCCACUUUCCAAAACAGCCACUUGAAAUUUGAAAUAAGCGAAUCGGCUGUGCUUAAUUCCCGUUUUGUUUUAGAGAGUGCGGACGAUGCUGAUGUUGGAGAAAACGGUCUGCAGAAUUACAUUUUAACACCGAACGACAAUUUUGUUCUGAAACAACAUGUCAAUCCAGACGGCAGUAAAUAUGCUGAAAUGGUGCUUCAGAAACCCUUAGAUAGAGAGGAGCAGCCACGCCUGUCUCUGAAACUGUUGGCCGUGGACGGCGGAAAUCCACAGAGAUCUGGUACAGUAAAUAUAGACGUCCAUAUUCUAGAUGUCAAUGAUAAUGCCCCUGUGUUUAAUCAGUCUGUGUAUAAGGCCACGGUGAUUGAAAAUGCAGCAAAAGGCACUCACGUUCUUACUGUAAAUGCAAGCGACAUAGAUAGCGGUUCAAACGGGAAGAUAACGUAUUCCUUUUCUAAAUCAAAAGCAGGACUCGCUGAUUUGUUCGAUAUAGAUGAGACUACUGGAAAUAUAUAUGUGGCAAAGGAAAUAGAUUUUGAAAAAGACAAAAAAAUUGAGCUCAGGGUUGAAGCAAAAGAUCAAGGUGGACUGACGGAUUCUAGCAAAGUUGAAAUUGAGGUAAUCGAUGUAAAUGAUAACGCCCCCGUCAUUAACGUUAUGUCAUUCACUAGUCCUGUGUCAGAAGAUUCCCCUGCUGGUACCACCAUUGGCAUCAUUAAUGUUAAAGAUGUUGAUUCGGGAGAAAAUGGACAAGUGAGGUGCACAAUCGAAGGCAAUGUUCCCUUUAAAAUUAAAUCCAAUGUGAGAAAUUAUUAUGCAUUGAUGACCGAUGCUCUAUUAGAUCGUGAGAAUCUGUCAGAAUGUAACAUCACUGUAAUUGCUUCAGACGCAGGAUCUCCCCCUCUCACAAAUAAAAGAACCUUUUAUCUAAAGGUCUCUGAUAUCAAUGAUAAUGCUCCGGUGUUUCCACGAGGCUCUUAUAGUGCAUUCCUCCCAGAGAAUAAUUCUCCAGGUCUAUCUGUACUAACUGUUAAUGCUAAAGACUCCGAUGAAAACCAGAACGCUCGUGUUUCCUACAUUUUGGAAGAGUCUGAGAUAGGUGGAUCUCCAGUCUCUCAAUAUGUUUCUGUUAGUGCAGAAAGUGGAGUCAUACACGCAGUGCGCUCAUUUGAUUACGAACAGAUCAAGCAGCUUGUUUUCGUUGUCAAAGCUCAGGAUGGAGGCUCCCCUCCACUCAGUAGCAACGUGACUGUGAAACUAAUGAUCCAGGACCAGAACGACAACCCUCCUCAGGUCCUGUACCCAGUCCAGACUGGAGGCUCUCUGGUGGCUGAAAUGGUGCCUCGUUCAGCAGAUGUGGGCUAUCUGGUGACUAAAGUGGUGGCUGUUGAUGUGGACUCUGGACAGAAUGCCUGGCUCUCCUAUAAACUGCAGAAAGCCACAGACAGGGCGCUGUUUGAAGUGGGCUUACAGAAUGGAGAAAUAAGAACUAUCCGCCAAGUGACUGAUAAAGAUGCUGUGAAACAAAGACUGAGUGUUAUAGUGGAGGACAACGGGCAGCCCUCUCGUUCAGCUACAGUCAUUGUUAACGUGGCGGUGGCGGACAGCUUCCCUGAAGUGCUGUCUGAGUUCACUGACUUUACACACGACAAGGAGUACAAUGACAACCUGACUUUUUACUUAGUGUUGGCUUUGGCUGUAGUUUCCUUCCUCUUCAUCACGUGUUUAGUGGUUAUUAUCUCAGUGAAAAUCUACAGAUGGAGACAGUCUCGCAUCCUGUAUCACUCCAGCCUGCCUGUGAUUCCAUAUUAUCCUCCACGUUACUCAGACACUUUGGGGACAGGGACUCUCCAACACGUGUACAAUUACGAGGUGUGCAGGACGACUGACUCCACAAAGAGUGACUGUAAGUUCGGCAGAGCCGGUAGUCAGAACGUGCUGAUAAUGGACCCCAGUUCUACAGGGACGAUGCAGCGGAUACAGAGUGAGAAGAGCAUCCUGGAUGAACCAGACUCUCCUCUAGAGGUCAGUUAAAUUACUUAGCUUCGUUUCUGUGCUGUUCUUUCUCAUACUUUGUUCAGCUACAUUGAUUGUGAGCUGCUGCUCGGUGUACAUCAUACUUUACAUCACUUGACGUGAAUACUGCGGUUGUAUUCAUAUUUCGAACUUAACAAAAAGAAAAUGCAGCCUUUAUUCUCAGUCAGUGCUGUAAAAUUCUUUCUCUUUUGACUUUUUGACAUGUCGUGUAAAGGUGGUCUGUUAUCUUUAUAGUUUGCAACCUUGCUUUUCCACCUUGAGUUAUCUCCAGAGUAUCUAUUGCUUAAUGUGCAUUCACUCGUCAUCGUUAAUGCAGAUACAGGGUGAGUAGAUCAUCCUGGAUGAUCUAGUCUGUCUUGUAAUGGUGAGUUAAAAUGUUUGCCUCGUCAAUGUGGCACCUUGUUCUCUUUUUGUGUAAAACUUCAUUGAGAAUAAAAAAACCCAGAAACCAUUGCACUCCAAGCAGUAAACGUCCAGCACCAUGGACAGUGUCUCAGUUGUUAACGUUGGACAGUAUUGCUGCGUCUGUUUCCGUCCUUGCAGACAUGGCUCUGAAUCGUACUGCAGCAUAUUGCUGCCACACUUAAA